AUCACAGAAGCAAGGCGGACACCAGGACGAGACCAGGAUACAUAUACGUAUGCACUCAAGUCAGACGGGCUUCAUGACCUGCAGAUCACCAUGGCAGACAAGUUGAUCCCAUUCUCGCCCGCAAGGCCGGCGCCUGUCUGGCAGACAAUCUUGCUUGUCCGUCCAUGGAGUCGCGAUCUCCUUGAGUUGCAUGACCCUGUGGACGAUACACACAGCGUAGAAGAUUGGUCCAUGCCCGAAUCUCCGUCGCAUGAUUCACUCCCUGUACAAACUGAGCCGAUUCAUUCAGAUUCUCACUCGCUAGCAUUGCGAUUGAUUGUCCGCCUUGGACAACCUUUUGGUGCGUUUUUGCUAGCGCGGCAGCGCAACGGAGAAUUCAAGAGGAUCGCGUCGGAUCAUGAUAUCAUUGCACAAGUCAAAGACAUGACUUCUGUUGACAGCAUGACGGACAUCAGGACACUAGAGAUAGUGUAGCUGUAUAGAAUCUCUUAAAGAUCUCCAAGCGGUUUUCGUUUGUACCUUGACGAUCAAACAUGUGUAUUCUAUCCCGGGCAAGCCCACUUGGCAGAUGUUCCUACUUGUCCGUCCAUGGGAUCAGUAUCUCCUCGGGGUACCUGACUUUGCAGAGCAGCCUGACCUCGCAGACGAUACGGAGAGCAUAGGAGAUUGGACCGAGCCCGAGUCCUCGAUGGACGA
Messenger RNA from Suillus subaureus, 696 nucleotides. RefSeq lists its product as uncharacterized. The transcript has a single exon. The coding region runs from base 91 to 474 and encodes 127 amino acids. The record is from RefSeq and is a predicted model, not a curated record. NCBI's taxonomy places the organism in Eukaryota, Fungi, Basidiomycota, Agaricomycetes, Boletales, Suillaceae.